Molecule: messenger RNA, 1609 nt
Organism: Pseudonaja textilis
Lineage: Eukaryota; Metazoa; Chordata; Lepidosauria; Squamata; Elapidae
Gene: LIMD2
Product: LIM domain containing 2
Source: RefSeq, a predicted model, not a curated record
AGGAGGAAACAAGCAGUGCCGCGCUUUGUGUGCUGAGGGGGGCGAAGCGCCGGGGUCUCCCACUUUCCUUGGAAGCAGUAGCGAGCAGAGGUGCGCCGAGAGAUCGGCCUCGUUGGGACAGUUGGGGUCUCGGCGCGCAGCGACGCCCUUUGGUAUAAGCCAUAUCGACAUUGAAGAAUUAGCAAGCCCAAACAAGUGAAGAUAUAUACCUGUGUGGGUGAGAAUAUAGCAUUAUGUUCCAAGCUAAGGGACCGUCCAGUACAGCCUCUUCUAAUGAAGCAAAGAGCAACAUGGGGACAUCUAUUGUACAGAGAUCCAAGUCAUUCAGCCUGAAGGCCCAGGUGAAAGAGACAUGCAAUGCCUGCCAGAAAACUGUCUAUCCUAUGGAGCGCCUGGUGGCUGAUAAAUUUGUCUUCCAUAACUACUGCUUUUGCUGUAAGCAUUGCCACACCAAGCUAAGCUUGGGUAGUUAUGCAGCUCUCCAUGGGGAAUUCUACUGCAAGCCACAUUACCAGCAGCUGUUCAAGAGCAAAGGCAACUAUGACGAAGGUUUUGGACGCAAGCAGCACAAGCAACUGUGGCUGCAGAAAGAGGUGGAGAAUGGUCUGUGUUGCUUGGAACUGAGGAAAGGAGCAGGUGUUAUUUCAAACAACCAAGUUUGGCACCCUUUUUAGUGCUGCAAAAUUGAAUAGGAAUGAAGUCAUUCAACAUUUUGGAAUAGUGACGUAAAAUGUUAAGUUCAGAUCCUAAAAGCUAAAAAUGGAUAUAAGACACCAACUUUUUUUCUGAACUGUACUAUGAUUUGACUUGUUAUGUACUUUACUAUUAAAAAAAAAUCAACUUGCAGAGAAAAUCUUCAAUAAAGGCCUGAACCUCUGCUGAGAUCAUGGAGGAUCAUAACCAAGAAUAAGACUUCAAUAUGUUAUUUCCAGACAGAGACUUGGGCAGCAUAAUCUGCAUUGUGCUGGGAUGUACUGAACUAUUUUGGUGUAUUUAGUAUAAGUGCUAUUCCAAUAUGAAGGUGGGCGGGAUAUUUUUGAGCACAUUCUUCAAUCCUGAAGCAUCUACUAAGGAAUUGGACAAUGAUUCAUUCUCUUUAUUUGGCCGGUAGUAAGCGUAACAGAAGCUACUGAAUUUCUUGAUUCUCUGAAAACCGAAAAAGCACUCACUGAAUUAAUUACAAGGAAUUCAGAUUGAGUGUAUCAGUAUCCAUGUCUAUCCAUCUAUAUACUGCGUUGCCAGUACCUCCAGAAAUUAAGUAAGAAAGCACUAUUGUUCCAUUUUAUUACAUGAAAUUGGGAUUGGCCCGCCUCACCCGUGCCAGUAAAAUGUGAAUUCUGGCUAGCAGGUUCUAGGAGAAGGAUCUUUUCUACUGUGGCUCCUUCCCUUUGGAACAUUGUGCUUCAGGAGGUGAAAUCUGAUCCCACCCCUUUGACCUUCUAAAAGGACCUGAAAACCUUACUCUGCAAAUUGGCCUCAGGGCCCCGAUCAGAGUGUGUUAUUUUGGAAGCGGUUAAUAGAUAGAGAGAAUACUUUUUCUGCCCUGUGUGCAUCUUGCUCCCUUUCUUGCCCCCUUUGUUAAUUCUAAGUCAAUUUUAAUGUUAAUAUU